AUGAAGAAUACCGCCAUUCUUUUCCUCGCGGGUACUGCUCUUGCAGCGCCUGCUUCCAAGUCUCUUGAGGCUCGCAAGCCCUGUCUUUGGCUUGAUGGCACAGGUGAAGGCAGUGGAAGUACGUCUGCCAGCGGCGGGAUCAGUGGUCUUGCCUCUCUCAUUCCUAGCUUCGGUUCUAGCUGGGGUGGCUCGGCUGAUGCUUCUGGCGACGCUUCUGGCGACGCUUCUGCCGAUGCCUCUGGAUCUGCAUCUGCAUCGGGCGAUGCUUCUGGAUCCGCUGAUCUAGGUGCUUCCGGCUCGGCCAGUGGAGAUGCCUCCGGUACUGGUUCUCUCGGCGCGAGCUCUUCUGGCUCUGCCGGUCUUGAUUCUUCAGGCUCCGCUGGUCUUGGUGGUUAUGGCUCUACUGGUCUCGGUGGUUAUGGUUCUGCUGGUCUCGGUGGUUCUAGCUCAGCCAGUGGAGGCGCUUCCGGUACUGGCUCGCUCGGUGCUUCUAGCUCUGGCUCUGCUGGUGCUAGUGGCUCUAGUUCGGCCGGUCUCGGUGCUUCCGGUUCAGGUGGUGUCUCUGGCGGCGCCUCUGGAUCCCUCAGCGGUGGUGCUUCCGGUACUGGUGCUGCUGGUGCUUCCGGCUCUGCUUCUACCGGUCUUGGUACUUCCGGCUCUCUUAGCGGAGGUGCUUCAGGUACUGGUUAUACUGGUGCUUCCGGCUCAGGCAGUAUUUCUGGCGGUGCCUCCGGUUCUCUUAGUGGUGGUGCUUCAAGCACCGGCUCCCUCGGUGCUUCUGGCUCUGGCUCUGCUGGUGCUGGUGGCUCCGGAUCCCUCAGUGGUGGUGCUUCGGGCACUGGUGCCGCUGGUGCAUCUGGCUCUGGAUCCGCUGGCCUUGGAACUUCCGGCUCAGGUGGUGUCUCUGGCGGUGCCUCCGGCUCUCUUAGCGGCGGUACUUCCGGUACUGGUGCCGCUGGUGCUUCCAGCUCAGGCGGUGCCUCCGGCUCUCUUAGCGGAGGCGCUUCUGGCUCUGGCUCUGCUGGUUCUGGUGGCUCUGGAUCCCUCAGCGGUGGUGCUUCCGGUUCAGGCGGUAUCUCUGGCGGUGCCUCCGGUUCUCUUAGUGGUGGUGCUUCCGGUACUGGUGCUGCUGGCGCUUCUGGCUCUGGUUCGGCCGGUCUCGGCGCCUCUGGAUCCCUUAGCGGUGGUGCUUCAAGCACUGGUGCCGCUGGUGCAUCUGGCUCUGGAUCCGCUGGCAUUGGAGCUUCUGGCUCAGGUGGGUUCUCUGGCGGUGCCUCCGGCUCUGGUGAAACCGGCGUCAGCGCCACCAACACCGGCGGUGCUUCAGGAAAAGGUAGCUCAUCAGGUUCCGGCUCAGGCUCAACUUCAGGGUCAGGUUCAGACUCGGGCUCCGCCGGUGUUUCCGGCUCGGGCUCUGCUGGCACUGGCGUUUCUGGCUCUAGCACCGGUGAUAUUAGCGGUUCCGGAUCUGGUUCGACUGGCACAAGCGUCUCUGGCAACCUAGGCUCUGGCUCUGGCACUGGUGCUGCUCCCAGCGGCUUCACUACCAGCACUAGCGUCAGCUGGUCUAUUCCUGGCGCUACUGGAACUGCUGGUGGUGAGCUUAGCGGUUCGGUUACUGGAUCUGGCGGUGCUUCCGCUGAGGGGAGUGCUGCUGCGGCGGCGGCGGCCACCGCUUCGGCUGAUGCUAGCGCUAAUGCCAAUGCUAAUGCCAAUGCUAACGCCGAUGCUUCGGGCUCUGCUGAUGCUUCGGCUAAUGCUAGUGCUAACGCUUCUGCAUCUGGAAAUGAUUCGGCCAAUGCUUCAGCCAAUGCUUCGGCCAAUGCCUCUGCUUAG
Penicillium atrosanguineum is the source of this 1836-nucleotide messenger RNA. RefSeq lists its product as uncharacterized. The transcript has a single exon. NCBI's taxonomy places the organism in Eukaryota, Fungi, Ascomycota, Eurotiomycetes, Eurotiales, Aspergillaceae. Bases 1 to 1836 code for a protein of 611 amino acids. The record is from RefSeq and is a predicted model, not a curated record.